AUGGCUCCUGCUACUCCAGAUCUGUCGGCCAAGUACACGCUCCUGCAAUUGAGUGUCAAUUCGUCAAGCAGCAUAUCCAACCGAACAACCUCUCUGAUCGCCCAUGUCAAGUCGACACCAGCCGACAGCAAACCUGCCAUUGUCGCUCUCCACGCCAAAGCUCCCGUCGCCAACAAGCUCAUCAGCAUUGUUGAAAUUGCAAAGAGAGAGCUGAAAGAGAACGGGAUCAAGGUAUACCAAUACAAUGCCCUUGGCUCCGAGUUGAUCGAAACCACACCUGCCACCCAGGACGCGACCAAUCAAGAUGCUAUGAGCGAUGAGGAGCCCGCUUUCGAGAAGGUCGACCAGAGAUCUACCGUCAGAAAUGUACCAACAAUGACCACCUAUUUGAGUCUUGCUUCCAUCAAGGAGCUGAAACAAGCUUAUGGAGAACAAAUCGGUUGA
Molecule: messenger RNA, 444 nt
Organism: Aureobasidium melanogenum CBS 110374
Lineage: Eukaryota; Fungi; Ascomycota; Dothideomycetes; Dothideales; Saccotheciaceae
Exons: 2
Coding region: 1-444 (147 amino acids)
Source: RefSeq, a predicted model, not a curated record